UUGUUAGGUACCUUAUUUUAGGUGAAUCAGGCUUAGAUUCGAUUGCUGGAGUUCAGGUCAUAGAAGGAUGCAGGGAGAAAGCAACAGAUGCCACGCUCGAGAAAUAAGCCCUCAAAGCUGCUGAGUCCCCCCACCCCCCAAACACACACACACACACACACACACACACACACUAGAGUAUGAGAUGCGCUCAAGCUUUCGGUGUUGCCGGACAGACGCUCCAUUUUUCUGGGGGGUUUUUUUCUUUCUUUUUUUUUGCAUCUGUAAUACAGCAAGAGGAACCAAUGAUCACCAUACAUAGGAAGCAAGUCUUGCUUUAGCAUGCAUAUUUAAGAAAUUGGUCAUCUGUUCUAGAAAGGAAAGGAUUAAAGGGGAUCUCAUGUACUUCCCUGGGUGAGAUUGCAAACAGUUCACUUGUGCAGUAGUCGUGGAGCUACAAGCAACAAACAAGUGUAGUCGGUAUGCCACCCAAGAAAAAGGGUUUGGCGGACCGUCAGGACUCAGGGACCACCGAGGAGAAGGAGAAGAAUGCUCAGGUCCAGCUGGAGAAGGCCAAGUCUAAACCUGUUGCAUUUGCUGUACGCACAAACUACACCUACACCCCUGCCGAUGACGACAAUGUUCCUAUCCCAGGACAAGGAGUUGCCUUUGAGGCUAAAGACUUCCUGCAUGUUAAAGAGAAAUUCAAUAAUGACUGGUGGAUUGGGCGGCUGGUGAAAGAAGGUGGGGAAGUGGGUUUCAUCCCCAGCCCAGUCAAUCUGGAGACUAUUCUCAUUCGGAGAGAGGUGCAAGCCAGGAAGGCCGCCAAAGCUCUAGCCAACAAAGCAGCAAGCUCUGCCAAAGAUGAUAUGAACUCGAAGAAAGUCACUCCUACUCCAACAGUUCAGCAAGUGAAGAAGAAAUCAGGGGAACAACUGGCAGCAUAUGACGUUGUGCCUUCCAUGCGUCCUGUCGUGCUGAUGGGGCCUUCACUCAAGGGUUACGAGGUUACAGAUAUGAUGCAGAAGGCCCUCUUUGAUUUUUUAAAACACAGAUUUGAAGGCAGAAUAACCAUCACUCGAGUGACAGCAGACAUUGCUCUCGCUAAGCGGUCAAUCCUAAACAACCCUAGCAAACAUGCUAUAAUGGAUCGCUCCAACACACGCUCUAGCCUUGAUGCCGCUGCUCAGAUCCAAGGGGAGAUUGAGAGGAUCUUUGAGCUUGCGCGUAGCUUGCAGCUGGUGGUUCUGGAUGCAGACACUAUAAACCACCCUCUCCAACUCAGCAAGACCUCCCUGGCCCCAAUUCUCGUCUAUGUCAAGAUCUCCUCUCCCAAGGUUCUCACCAGGUUGAUAAAGACCAGGGGAAAGUCCCAAACUAAACAUCUCAAUGUUCAGAUGGUGGCCGCAGAUAAACUCGCCCAGUGUCCCAAUGAGGUCUUUGAUGUAAUCUUAGAUGAGAACCAGCUGUCAGAUGCCUGUGAGCACAUAGCUGAAUACCUGGAGUCUUACUGGAGAGCCACUCACCCCCCAGACGUGGAAACAGCCAAGCCUGCAGUGGAGCCCACAGAGAGUACACUUCCCUGCAGCCCCACACCUGCUAAGGAUGAAUCGAAAAGCAGGAGGGCAGUGGCUACUAAGAGGAAGGGAUCUCUGGAGAACCAACUGGAGCAUCCCAGGAAUGAGGAGCAGAAAGAGGAUGAAAAAGAGGAAGUGAGGGAGGAAGAGGCAGCUGAGGAGGAGCGCCUCCUGAAGAGUGAGCCAAAGAGACCCCAACAUAGCCACCACCACCACCGUCACCGUCACCAUCACUGCCGGACCAGCACAGACCACACCGAACAGCACAACCACCACCCUGCCCACUUACAAAACAUGGACAUAGAUAAUGUGGCAGGUAAGCACUCCGAGCCUCAGAGCCAUCGUUUGCUGCUAGAUGAAGAAGGAUUGGACCAAACAGAGGCACACCCAACCCAGAUUACAAUCCAUAAAGACCAAAACCACCACCACCAUCACCACCACCAUCAUCAUCACCGCAAGAGCACGGACAAUCACAAUGAAUGUGGACAGGACUAUAAACUGAAGCACAAUCAGCGCAACAGGCAGCAUAGUCAUCACAGACAGCUACGCCCUUCUAAUGAACAUACGCUGCCUUUACACCACUAUGUAUCAUCUGAACAUGAACAGCACUACAGCCUUGAACACAAAUACCACUACCGUGGCCGAGAGCGAGACAGAGACAGGAACAAGGAGAGGGACAACGACAGACAUGAUGAGGCUGGAAACUGGAGCAGAGAUAUGUACAUUCAUCACUGACUGAUUUGCAGUGUGCUGAUGCUGCUAUGUGAAACCUAGGUGUAAUGUUAAUACUUGUACCGUUCAAAGGUCUCACCAAGAGCAUGCACAACUACUGUAUAGGCUUAGAAUGUAGGUGCAAAUGCAGGUUACCUAAUUAUUAUUCAAAUGUACUGUAUUUUUAAAACAUAUAUUACAGCUGAUUCAUCUCAAUAUUUUACAAUCUAUUUAAUUUUUAUUUUUUUUUACCAGAAUAGUUUAACAUUAAAUAUUGCUAAGGACAGUGCUUUGCAAGAACAACCAGUAAAGAACAAAGCAUCUUUUCAGUUAUAUCUACCUGGCAUUUCCAUUUAGCCAGUUUACAGAAGUAUGCUGUUUCUACUGUCUAAUAGGAGCAUAAUCUUACACAACACAUGUGAAAUAACAAAAUUAGACUAGUUUUUGCUUCCACAGUCUGCCUUAAGAAACUUCUGAGAAACCCUUUUUUUUCUACCUAUAUUUUAACAUAAGCUCUUUUUUUCUGGCUAUUUGUAUUUAUUUUCCACAAUAUGGCUUCUCAAUGAUCAAAUCAUCACGGUUCAAA
This is a messenger RNA of Ictalurus furcatus (blue catfish), 2853 nucleotides long. RefSeq names its product calcium channel, voltage-dependent, beta 2b (gene cacnb2b). The transcript has 14 exons. The coding region runs from base 462 to 2291 and encodes 609 amino acids. The record is from RefSeq and is a predicted model, not a curated record. Gene Ontology annotation, molecular function: high voltage-gated calcium channel activity; protein binding. Gene Ontology annotation, biological process: regulation of voltage-gated calcium channel activity; chemical synaptic transmission; calcium ion transmembrane transport. Gene Ontology annotation, cellular component: voltage-gated calcium channel complex. Lineage: Eukaryota; Metazoa; Chordata; Actinopteri; Siluriformes; Ictaluridae.